This is a messenger RNA of Didymodactylos carnosus, 216 nucleotides long. Lineage: Eukaryota; Metazoa; Rotifera; Eurotatoria; Philodinida; Philodinidae. The record is from the annotation of a GenBank genome assembly.
AUGUCUCAUAUAUUGUCUCUAUUUCCAUUUGCACGAACGGAAGAUUUUGGUAGUGAAUGCGAAGUAUUUGCUGCAACAUCUGACACUCUUAAUGGUAAAACUGGAGUAUUCAUGUCUGAUAUGAAAGAAGCACGUUCAAGCGAAGAAUCAUACGAUGUGGAGAAAGCAAAACGAUUGUGGGAUUUAAGCAAACAAUGGACACAUCUAAGUGCUUAA